Erigeron canadensis is the source of this 1224-nucleotide messenger RNA. RefSeq names its product peroxidase N1-like. Gene Ontology annotation, biological process: response to oxidative stress; hydrogen peroxide catabolic process. The transcript is spliced from 3 exons. Lineage: Eukaryota; Viridiplantae; Streptophyta; Magnoliopsida; Asterales; Asteraceae. Bases 88 to 1071 code for a protein of 327 amino acids. Gene Ontology annotation, cellular component: plant-type cell wall; plasmodesma. Gene Ontology annotation, molecular function: heme binding; peroxidase activity. The record is from RefSeq and is a predicted model, not a curated record.
UACUUCUCACAUCAAAAUCUUAUAACUUCAUCCAAUACUUAAACAUCAAACAACAAAACCUAAUUAUUAUAUAUAAAUCUAGUAGUGAUGGAGGUCUUUUCCCAAAGCAAAAAUCUCAUUUUAUUUGUUGUCUUGUUAGCCACUUUGACCACAUUGGCACUAGGCCAAGGCACGAGAGUCGGGUUCUACCGUACCUCGUGCCCUAGGGUCGAAACAAUCGUGCAAAAUGCUGUCCAGACGGCUGUCCGUGCCAACCCCACAAUUGCACCUGGUAUACUAAGAAUGUUCUUUCAUGAUUGCUUUGUCAAUGGCUGUGAUGCAUCUAUCUUACUUAAUGGUGCUACUUCCGAAAAAACCGCUCCCCCGAAUUUAAACUUAAGAGGCUUUGAAGUCAUUGACGCCGCAAAGACACAGCUUGAAACCGCGUGUCCUGGAGUCGUCUCUUGUGCUGACAUUCUUGCCCUCGCUGCUCGAGAUUCCGUCACAUUGACCGGAGGAGUUGGCUGGUCAGUUCCAUUAGGCCGCAGAGAUGGAAGGGUUUCGCAAGCAAGUGAUGCCGCAAACCUGCCUGGUUUCAAUGAACCUAUCAAUGCUCUAAUCCGGAAAUUUUCAGACAAGGGCCUUAAUACCCAAGAUCUUGUUGCUCUAAGUGGAUCACAUACACUUGGAACAGCCGCAUGUGCGUUAUUUAGCUAUAGACUAUACAACUACAACAACACAAAUGGACCCGACCCGUCUAUUAACCCGUCAUUCCUUCCCACACUCCGAAACUUAUGCCCCAACGGUGGUGAUGGAACGAGGCGUGUGGCCAUGGACUCUGGCAGCGUAGGCAGAUUCGACAACACGUACUACGCAAUGUUAAGGGAUGGAAGGGGAGUGCUAGAAUCCGAUGCUGCCUUAUGGAAUAAUCCGGCUACACAAACAUUAGUACGACGGUUUCUUGGGAUAAGAGGACUUCUUGGAUUGACGUUCAAUAUCGAGUUUGGGAGAUCAAUGGUGAAGAUGGGUAAUAUUGAGGUGAAGUCAGGGACUCAAGGCGAAAUUCGUAGGGUUUGUACCGCUACAAAUUAAUUAGUUGAUUGGUUUUUAAAGAAGAUGAAAAUGUAAUUUUGAAAUGUGGUUGAUAGGCAUAAGUUGUUAAUACAAUCAUAUCAACUUUUAAUUUAGAACAAAUUAAGUGUAAUACAAUAAAUCAGUAAUAAUAAACUGUAAGUGUUUCGUCCA